Molecule: messenger RNA, 261 nt
Organism: Mycena citricolor
Lineage: Eukaryota; Fungi; Basidiomycota; Agaricomycetes; Agaricales; Mycenaceae
Source: the annotation of a GenBank genome assembly
GUCGUAAAAUUCCAUAAAUACAAGGUCUGCACAGAUACACCGACACUAAAAGACUACAACGACACAACGACACAGCACCGCUACAUAUAUAUUCUACAUCCCACGCGUCUUCUUUCCAGCCCAAAAUCAAUCACGAUCACGUCGGGCUGUCACGUGCAGCGCUCUGCCACCUCUUCCCCAGCGGGACGCGAUGCCGCCGCUCGAACGGGCCGCCGACAGCGCGGAUGCCGCGUUCCCAGACUUGCAGAUGCACCGCUGCAG